UUUUUGUGUUGUGUGGUGGAAGGAAUUUUUGUCCACGCGAGUUAUUUUUUAAUUUAGCCACCAACAUUUUUUUAAAUUAUUGAAAAAGAAACCAUUUGAAUUUAAAAUUAUUAUAUGAAAACAAGUUAAAAACGUUAAGAUGAGUACUAUUUUGGAAAAAAUUGCAGCCAUCGAAGGCGAGAUGGCUCGCACCCAAAAAAAUAAAGCCACAUCGGCUCAUUUGGGUUUACUGAAGGCUAAAUUGGCCAAAUUGCGAAGAGAAUUGAUUUCUCCCAAAGGAGGCGGCGGUGGUGCGGGUGAACAGGGUUUUGAAGUUGCAAAGACUGGUGAUGCCCGGGUGGGUUUCGUGGGUUUUCCGUCGGUGGGAAAAUCCACAUUACUAUCCAACUUAGCCGGUGUGUAUUCGGAAGUGGCCGCCUAUGAGUUCACCACGCUUACUACCGUUCCGGGUUGUAUUAAAUACAAGGGAGCUAAAAUUCAGUUAUUGGAUUUGCCUGGUAUCAUUGAAGGUGCUAAAGAUGGUAAAGGUCGUGGUCGUCAAGUUAUUGCUGUGGCCCGUACCUGUAAUUUGAUAUUCAUGGUACUCGAUUGCCUUAAGCCUUUGGGCCACAAAAAGUUGUUGGAGCAUGAAUUGGAAGGAUUUGGUAUACGUCUGAACAAAAAGCCACCAAAUAUCUACUACAAACGCAAGGACAAGGGUGGUGUCAAUCUCAAUUCAAUGGUACCACAAUCCGAAUUGGAUUCUGAUUUGGUAAAGACUAUUUUAUCGGAAUAUAAAAUACACAAUGCUGAUAUUACGCUGCGUUACGAUGCCACCAGUGAUGAUUUGAUUGAUGUCAUUGAGGGCAAUCGUAUCUAUAUUCCCUGCAUUUAUCUGCUGAACAAAAUUGAUCAAAUUUCUAUAGAAGAAUUGGAUGUCAUCUAUAAGAUUCCUCAUUGUGUACCAAUAUCGGCCCAUCAUCGUUGGAAUUUUGAUGAUUUACUGGAAAUGAUGUGGGAAUACUUGAGAUUGGUUCGAAUUUACACAAAACCCAAGGGUCAAUUGCCUGAUUACAAUUCACCCAUUGUAUUGCACAAUGAACGCACCACAAUUUCUGAUUUCUGUAACAAAUUGCAUCGUACUAUAGCUAAAGAAUUUAAAUAUGCCUUAGUAUGGGGUUCAUCCGUUAAACAUCAACCGCAAAAAGUUGGUAUUGAUCAUGUGCUCAACGAUGAAGAUGUUGUACAGAUUGUUAAGAAGGUCUAGAAAAACAGAUUUGACAAAUAUUUUUAAAUAUAUUAAAUAAAAUAGUUUUAAACUAAUUGAUUGCUAAACAAAGUUCUAUGUCAUUGAUUUUUUUUAAUAUGUCAUAUAUGCUAAAAUCAAUUUGGAAAAAAAUAAAGAAGAAAACGAACUACCAUCUAAAUGUGA
Messenger RNA from Calliphora vicina (urban bluebottle blowfly), 1411 nucleotides. RefSeq names its product GTP-binding protein 128up (gene 128up). Lineage: Eukaryota; Metazoa; Arthropoda; Insecta; Diptera; Calliphoridae. The record is from RefSeq and is a predicted model, not a curated record. Gene Ontology annotation, molecular function: GTPase activity; GTP binding. The transcript has 5 exons. Bases 140 to 1246 code for a protein of 368 amino acids. Gene Ontology annotation, biological process: cytoplasmic translation. Gene Ontology annotation, cellular component: cytoplasm.